CUGUAAACGAAAGUGCAUGCUUUUUUUUAAUUUUUAGUACCACUUAUACUUAACUAUUAUAAUUUUAUAGUAUAUUUCUAUAAUCCCUUUGGAUGUUGUUGAAGUUACGCCACUGUCUAUAGCACUUGCUAGAAGAAAAGAGUGGGGAUAGUUGAUGACAUUUGAAUUGAUUGGCAAAGCAAACGAAAACAAUAACAGCUGUUCGUUGUGUACCUAGUUGUAUUUUUUUUUAUUGACUGUGGUGUAAUGCAUUUGUCAUUCGUUUGAUUGCAACGUUGUGGUGCAAUUUGACUGCAUGUAAUUCAUUGAUUAAAUAAUAAAUAACUUAGUGUGUUCGUUAUUCUUCAUUUUUAGUCAUUGUGCUUUUGGUAAAUACACGAAAAUGCCAGCUCUUCUACCCUACUACUUCGUCCCUCAGUCCUCCCUUGGACAGCACUUUGGUUUGGAAUUAGGUUCCAGGAAUGUUCUAGAACGAAAUUUAUUUAAUUUAAUAAGAUGCCCUGCUGGGUAUCUAAGACAUUGGCAGAAUGUUGCAUCACAGGAUGAUUCUGGAUCCAACUUAAUCCAUAAUGGAAAUUAUUUGAGAGUCCAGUUGGAUGUGCAACAGUUUCAACCUAAUGAAAUAAAUGUGAAGGUAGAAAAUAGGGUUUUGAUUGUCGAAGGUCAGCACAAUGAGAAGGAAGAUGGCCAAGGCUAUGUAUCAAGGCAUUUUAUAAGAAAGUAUGACAUUCCUGAAAAUAGUGAUACUAAUAGAAUCGAAUGUACUCUAUCAACUGAUGGUAUAUUGUUGAUUGAAAUGCCUGAUAGGAUUGAACAUGAAAGAGUGAUUCCAAUUCAGUUUGGCAUUCCACAAGCUGAUGCAGCUUGAAACAUUCUUUCGAGAUUUAUCCACACUGCAAAUGCAAUAGAGAAAUACAAUUUAAUUGUUAUUUGUAGAGAUUUAUGCAGAACGCUAUAUUUAUUAUAGUGUAAGUAAAAUAAUAAAGCUAUUUUCAGGUGAAUAGUGUUUGUUUUUAAAAAUGUACUUUUAAUUCAUGUAUUUAUAUUGAACAUAAAAUAAAAAUAACUAAUUUAAUGCUAAGAAUAUUCUUGUGUAUUUUAUAUGCUAAUUAU
This is a messenger RNA of Agrilus planipennis (emerald ash borer), 1113 nucleotides long. Its product is annotated as protein lethal(2)essential for life-like. Gene Ontology annotation, molecular function: protein folding chaperone. NCBI's taxonomy places the organism in Eukaryota, Metazoa, Arthropoda, Insecta, Coleoptera, Buprestidae. Gene Ontology annotation, biological process: response to heat; protein refolding. The record is from RefSeq and is a predicted model, not a curated record. The transcript has a single exon. Bases 383 to 868 code for a protein of 161 amino acids.